Molecule: messenger RNA, 2187 nt
Organism: Psylliodes chrysocephalus
Lineage: Eukaryota; Metazoa; Arthropoda; Insecta; Coleoptera; Chrysomelidae
Source: the annotation of a GenBank genome assembly
AUGUCAGCUGGAUCUCAGAUACAGAUGGCACCACAGUCAACAGUCAACACAACUCAACCAGUACAUAGCCAGGACUCCAAUAUGAGUACAGGUUCCUCUCAUAGCGACAAAGAGUUGGAUCCGAAUACUCCCGAAAAACUACCUAGGACGCCGAGCGAAAGGAAGCGGAAACGGAAAGCGGAAGAUAGCGGUGGAGGAGUGGUGAUUGGGUUGCCGGGUGCGAAGACGAACGUUAGGACCCAAUCGGCGGAGAAGAAGAUCAACGACUACUUGACCAAGCAUCCGAGUAACAGUCACAGUCCCAUCAGGAUCGCCGGUACGAAAAGUCCGUCACCUCAACAGCCCUACGCAAUGCUCUCUAUUUUUCAGUUACCUCCUUCACAACAACCAGUAGUAGUAGGGGGGAUGGCGUCCCCGAAUGUUUGUAAUACUGUUCCUUUUGAAUUUUAUAAUAAGCAACCGUUGAGGGUAACCCCACCGGCUAUGUGUAGCAAAUUAAUACAGACUGAAUUAACAUGUCAUAGGAUACAAGAGUUCGAAACGCAAGCGUCGUCGGACUUAGAAAUCGCAAAUACUAAAGUAGAUGAAUUAAAACGUGCUAACGAAGAACUGAGGCACCAAAUAUCGACGCAACAAAAAUCUAUAGACCAACACAAGCAGCAAGUGAAUAAGUGUAUAGAGGUUGUCAAAAAACUGCUCAAAGAGAAAAGUUCGAUAGAGAAAAAGGAAGCGAGACAGAAGUGUAUGCAAAAUAGGUUAAGGUUAGGACAGUUUGUGACGCAAAGGGUGGGCGCGACUUUUCAGGAAAAUUGGACUGAUGGACAUGCGUUUCAGGAGUUAGCGAGGCGGCAGGAAGAAAUAACGGCGGAGAGAGAAGAAAUAGAUAGGCAGAAGAAAUUACUGGUAAAGAAAAGGCCUUCGAAUAACGAGAGUGGUCGGAAACGGAACAAUUCGAAUGCGUUACACAACGGUACGGAUUCAGGUUUUUUGAAACCGGACGCGGUUCCCGGGUCGUUGACGUUACAGGAGUAUUACGAGGCGGACGAAAUUUUGAAGUUGCGGCAAAAUGCGCUCAAGAAAGAAGACGCCGAUCUCCAGCUCGAAAUGGAGAAAUUGGAAAGGGAGAGGAACCUACACAUCAGAGAACUGAAACGUAUCCACAACGAGGACCAGAGUAGGUUUAAUAAUCAUCCGGUGCUCAAUGACAGGUAUCUCUUGCUGAUGCUGCUGGGUAAAGGGGGUUUCAGCGAGGUGCACAAGGCGUUUGAUCUCAAAGAACAGAGGUACGUUGCCUGCAAAGUGCACCAGCUAAAUAAGGACUGGAAAGAAGACAAGAAAGCGAACUAUAUUAAGCAUGCGUUGAGGGAGUACAACAUACACAAGGCGUUAGAUCAUCCGAGGGUAGUGAAAUUGUAUGAUGUAUUUGAAAUAGACGCAAAUUCUUUCUGUACUGUACUAGAAUACUGUGAUGGACAUGAUCUUGACUUUUACCUAAAGCAGCAUAAAACGAUACCGGAACGGGAGGCGAGGUCGAUCAUAAUGCAGGUCGUGUCGGCCCUGAAGUACCUGAACGAGAUCAAGCCACCCGUCAUCCAUUACGAUCUGAAGCCUGGCAACAUUUUGUUGACGGAAGGUAACGUUUGUGGUGAGAUCAAGAUUACUGAUUUCGGUCUCAGCAAAGUGAUGGAUGAAGAAAAUUACAACCCCGAUCACGGUAUGGACUUGACGUCGCAAGGCGCCGGGACAUACUGGUAUCUUCCACCAGAGUGUUUCGUAGUAGGUAAGAAUCCCCCGAAAAUUUCAUCGAAAGUCGACGUAUGGAGCGUAGGUGUGAUAUUUUAUCAGUGCCUGUAUGGCAAAAAGCCGUUCGGGCACAAUCAGUCGCAAGCGACCAUUUUAGAAGAAAAUACCAUUUUAAAGGCGACUGAUGUACAGUUUGCCAACAAACCGGCUGUUACAAAUGAAGCAAAGAGCUUCAUUCGUAGCUGUCUGGCGUACAGAAAGGAGGAUCGAAUCGAUGUCCUUUCGCUGGCGAGACAUGAAUACCUCCAACCACCGAUGCCUAAACAUUCGAGAUUAACAUCGAACCAACAGCAGCAGCAACAGCAACAACAGCAGCAGCAACAACAAUCGGCAUCGUUUUCGACGGGUAUUUUUGGCGCCAUGAACGCAUCUUCGUCCUCCUAG